AUGAAUUGUCCUUGCGAAAUCCGUAUCGGCUGUCGGGCCAAAAAACUGCACAUUAUAGCUUUUGUCAUGCGACAUAAUCACCCUGUGGCCGCGGAACUCGCUGAAAGUUACCCAGAAAACCGAAGACUCACCGAAAAGGAAAAGGAUGAGAUAAAUGACAUCUUAAAAUCAUCUCCUUCGAACCUGGUCGUAAAGGAACAUAUAGAACGUAGAUUUGGAAAGCACUGCUCUCUUAAUGACGUAAGGCAGAUGAAAUAUCGUUUCCGAAAAUCUCAAAAGUUGCGCUCUUCAAAGGACUUUGCAUUGGUGAAAAUCGAAUGUGAUAUGCCCGAUGAAGAUGACAUGAACCCAGCUUACGAACUUUCCACUGAGACGAUUUCAAGCUGGUCGGAACAAGCCAAAGAAAACAGAUUAUCUGAGUUUAUACCUUAUUCCCAGAAGCUUGGUGAACUCGUAUGCUCAUCCGACAAUGAAACUUUUUAUGAACGCUUAGAUUUCAUCAAAGAGCUUAUAGAGACUUGGCAGACAGGCAAGCAGCCUGUGUUACUUACUCUAUAA
Messenger RNA from Dibothriocephalus latus, 558 nucleotides. The record is from the annotation of a GenBank genome assembly. NCBI's taxonomy places the organism in Eukaryota, Metazoa, Platyhelminthes, Cestoda, Diphyllobothriidea, Diphyllobothriidae.